Molecule: messenger RNA, 1731 nt
Organism: Pseudozyma flocculosa PF-1
Lineage: Eukaryota; Fungi; Basidiomycota; Ustilaginomycetes; Ustilaginales; Ustilaginaceae
Exons: 2
Coding region: 1-1731 (576 amino acids)
Cellular component (GO): membrane
Molecular function (GO): glycosyltransferase activity
Source: RefSeq, a predicted model, not a curated record
AUGACCCACUUCUACCAACCCAUCCCGUCCAAGGAGUCGUCGGCGGCCAGCUCACCGAGGACACGCCAGGCCGACUUCCCUUCCUUUCACUCGUCGCUCGAUGACCUUCAUUCCACCGCCGAAUUUGCAUCCCGGACGCUGUCCCCACCCGCCAAGCGCGAGGCGAGGGUGUGGAAGUGGACGACUGUGCUGCUGGCCAUCGCAGUCGUCUGCCUGCUCGGAUCGCGCUUCACCACGUCGCCUGCGGCACCAGUCGUUGCCAGUCAUCCCCUCGAUGCCGUCACAGAGCUGGCCAACCAGACCGGCCCAGCCUCUGCCUCCACCCCCGCUCCUUCUCCCGCGGCUGCACCCUACCGCCUCGAGGAUGACAUGGUGUUGAUCACCAAGUCUGGCUCAGCGACCAUCUACGAGCGCUUCCUCGUGCACCUGCAGGCGGCGCCCAAGACCCUCUACCAGCCCAACACGCUCUAUGUCUCGGACCAGGCGCUCGACGUGGGCGGCGUCACGUUCUGGGACGCCCUCUCGGCCGUCUCGCCCCGCAUCGCGCAGAACGACGAGUUCCGACGCCUCCGCGCCGAGUCGACGGGGCUCAUGCACGGCUCGCAGCUCCUGACCAACACGCAGGACAAGGAGGCGGGCUGGAAGCUCGACAAGUUCAAGUUCCUCCCCAUGAUGGCCGAAGCCUACCGCCGCUUCCCGGGCAAAAAGUGGUUUGUCGUGGUCGAGGCCGACACGUUUGUCUUUUGGCACCAGCUGGUCCGCUUCCUCUCGACGCAGGAUGCGGCGCGCCACCUCCUGUUUGGCCACGAGGUCCUCGUCGGUUUCGACGGUGCGCCCAACACGCCCUUUGCCCACGGCGGCUCGGGCUUUGUCGCAUCACGCGGCCUCCUCGACGCCUCGUUUGGAGCCGAUCCGGACUUUGAGCACAAGUGGGACGAUCUGCUGCUCCACAACGGCUACGGCGACGCCGUACUCUGCAAGGCGCUCUGGGACACGCCCGGCGUCAACCUCACGGCCCUGUCGCGCGUCGACGAGGUGGGCGUCGACAUGUUCCACGGGGACUCGUUCCGCGACAUCCAGUUUGGACGCUGGGACUGGUGCAAGCCCGUGCUGAGCUACCACCACGUCUCGCCCAACGACGUCGCGCGCCUCUACGACUUCCAGCGGCGCAUCGAACGCGUCCUCCCGCCGGCACCACCGGCUCCUCGAGCCUCGUCGGGGUCGUCGUCGUCGUCGGAUGCUGUCGGCAGCAGCAAUGGUGACAGCAAGGACGAGAAGCACGCGGCGGCGGCGGCCGAGUUCAACCACAUGAUCCUGCACUCGGACGUGUGGCACGAGUUCCGACCCAAGUUCCUCAAGGACGCCCUCGACCGCGUCCGCGCCAACGACGGUGCGAGCGAGGAGGUGGCGGUGCGCGGCUGGCGGUCGCUGACGCGCGACGACGACGCGCACCACGUCGAUGCGCUCGAUGCGCUCCAGUGCCAGGCCAUCUGCCGCAACGACGUCGAGUGCCUGCAGUGGACCUUCAUCCCAAACGGCCAGGAGGAGGACCUCAAGCCGGCACGCCCCGACUUGGGCACGUGCAGGUAUACCACCGACCGCAUCCGCAUCGGCACCUACCGCCCGGACCUUCCCACCCUCUUUACCGGCUGGUUCGUCAAGCGGAUCGACGACUGGGGUGUCGUCCAGGGCUGUAGCCAGCAGAGGCUGUCUGGACCCGUAUCGCCCUAG